Messenger RNA from Penicillium egyptiacum, 801 nucleotides. The record is from the annotation of a GenBank genome assembly. Lineage: Eukaryota; Fungi; Ascomycota; Eurotiomycetes; Eurotiales; Aspergillaceae.
AUGGUAGCAGACCUGGAGACUCUCCCUCGACUGGGAAUGAUCGAGUCGGCAUUUCCUACCUUGCUUCAACUGGCAAGUCAUAUUCCAUUACCCUAUUUCCGAGAUGCAAUGCAAGCUGGAAACAGAAUCGCAGUAUAUGCAGAUCAAUUGAUUAUGGCAUAUAGGGACUCGGCGACUAGAGCUCCAUCCAACCUGAAGCCCACACUUUUCACAAAAUUGUUUCAUGUCCGCUGUGAUGAUUUGUCAGAUAUCAACAUUGCAAGUGAAGCCCAGGGGUACAUUGCAGUUUGUCGCAAUGAUGAGAUCCAGAAGGCCCUGGUGCGGGAACUUGACACUCUUCCCUCUAGCUUUGGCGACGAUGAGCUUAAGAAAUUACAAUUCCUGAAUCAUGUCGUGAAUGGAUCACUGCUCCUAUAUGCUACAAAUCCGUCAAGCAGACCGCGCAAUCCCCCUUCUCCCGGAGCUGACCUUGGUGACCACUGGAUUCCCAGUGGUGUUACCGUCUCCACACAAGCUUAUAGCCUGCACCGGGAUUCUUCUGUUUUCCCUGAUCCUGAAAGUUUCAAUCCAUGGCGUUGGGCUUCAACAACAAAAGAGAUGAAACGUGCUUUUAUGCCGUUUGGAUUGCAUCUUGCCAUAUGGGAGAUUCGCCUAGGUGCGGCGUAUUUUUUCCGCGCAUUCCCCGACGCAAGGAUGUCAACUCGAGACAAUAUGAGCGACUUUGACAUGCAACAAGUCUGCUAUUUUAUUAUAUCCCCUCAAGGAAAGCGGUGCCUCAUAGAAUCGAUGCCUAAAGCCUAG